GCCAUGGCCACACUGGAGCGAAGCUUACAAAAGCAAAAUUGAGCAAAAAUAUAUGUUUUUAACAUGGUUUUAUAACGCACAUCCAUCUGGAAAGAAGACAUCGCGACGCGUCCAAGCCACACACGCCCACCUGCAAACAGAACCGGCAGCGAGGUUAGUACCAUGGCCAAGGCGAACGGCUGGAAUGGGUGCGGAAUGGGCGUGCACGGCAAUGGGAGCAGCGUCUCCAUACGCUCCGCCUCGAAGUAUUCGCGUAGCACGGAGCUGCGUCGCGUCGAGGACAACGACAUAUACCGGCUUGCCAAGAUCCUGGACGAGAAUGCUUGCUGGCGCAAGCUAAUGUCGAUCAUCCCCAAGGGCCUGGACGUGCAGACUUGCAGCGCUGCCGGCGGUCUUAACUUUUCGGCGGCGGUCAGAAACGGAUUUAAGUAUACGGCGCAGGACGUGUGCCAGAUUGACGAGGCCGCGAACAGGCUGCCGCCUGACCAAAGCAAGUCUCAGAUGAUGAUUGACGAGUGGAAGACCUCAGGCAAGCUGCACGAACGGCCCACGGUGGGCGUGCUGCUCCAGUUACUGGUGCAGGCUGAGCUCUUCAGUGCGGCCGACUUUGUGGCGCUGGACUUUCUAAGUGAACCCACGCCCGAUCGCCCAGCCGACGGCCCCGCAGCUCCUAUAAGCCUCGACCUGUCAGAACUGCUAGAGGAAGAAAUGGACGUGGACAACGAGGGACUGGGUUACCAGCAACCGAACACUGCCACCUUGAAUGCCCAGGGCAGUGUGGGGUUGAAUCUGGACAAUUUCGACAAGCACAUGGUUACGCAGGAUAAAAGCGUGCCGCAGCCAUCCGAAAACGUUCCGCCCAUUGCCCCGCCUCGUGCCUCCCGCCUGCUAAGGGACAGUGCGAGUUCAAGAAAUGCAGCGAGCACAGGGACAGCCACUUCUUCGGCGACCGUCCCCAACAUCCCCAAUCUGACAAUUCUCAAUCCCAGCGAACAAAUCGAGGAGCAGCAGCCGCGUCCACAGAACAUUCCCAACCUGUCCAUACUCAUUGCCAACUCGUCAACUUCGAUGACAACGGCGUCCACUUCGCUGGGGAACCCAAGCACCCGAGCCAGUUCCACGGAGCCGCCAAACAUACCGCGCAUCACGCUGCUGAUUGAUAACUCCGCCGAGAUAAGGUCGCCCGCCCAUGAUGCUACGGGUAGAACCGCAACUGCAUCAAGCGCCGCGGCGAGCUCGAACAAUUUGCCAAUGAUAAGCGCUCUAAAUCUGAAUACUGACAACGGCGAGGCCCCGCAUCCGGACAGCAGUAGCAGCUCGAGCAGCUUGAGUAACGAUGAGGAGGACGAUGACGACGAGGUGGAUGGAGAGGGCGAUUUUGCGGAUGUAUCUCUGCCAAACAUGAGCAACUCGGAGCAACCGAACUCCAACAAUGACUCCAGCCUGACAACGGUCACUGGCACCAGCGGUGAUAACAGCUUCGAGCUAACUAACGACUCUAGCUCAGCCUCAAAUGACGAUUACGCCGGUAACAUUCCAAAUUUGAGCGAGCUGCAGCACUAGGGAAAGUGACGACAAGCCCGUCCAUGGAGCAGACAAGACAGACAUUCCAUUCCGUUAACCAUAUUAGCCUAAGUUAUGUUUGUACUACCUGCGUGUAUUUAUAUGUUAACCGACGCCGACGACAUCGGCCUCCUCUAAAUGCGGACCUAGUUAUAUAUUAUGCAUACUGUGUAAGGUCCAAGUAGAAUCUAAGAUUCGGGGCAAGCUUUCGACAUACCACUAUUGUUUCGUUGUCCAUAUCAAACUACUGACCCAGAGUCCAUGACAAGUGGCGGCAAUAUCAAAUAUUUCCGUUUCGAGAAGGCCAUAUGUGUGUAACCAAAUAACCGAUUGUAACAAAUUUUGUAUCUUUUACAAAGUACGCAUUGUUUUUCAAGUAUAAAUAUACUAAACGAGAAAAUGGG
Drosophila serrata is the source of this 1967-nucleotide messenger RNA. It is a transcript of the gene tub, whose product is annotated as interleukin 1 receptor associated kinase 4 tube. Gene Ontology annotation, biological process: signal transduction. The record is from RefSeq and is a predicted model, not a curated record. NCBI's taxonomy places the organism in Eukaryota, Metazoa, Arthropoda, Insecta, Diptera, Drosophilidae. Gene Ontology annotation, molecular function: protein binding.